Ascochyta rabiei is the source of this 633-nucleotide messenger RNA. RefSeq lists its product as uncharacterized. The coding region runs from base 1 to 633 and encodes 210 amino acids. Lineage: Eukaryota; Fungi; Ascomycota; Dothideomycetes; Pleosporales; Didymellaceae. The transcript is spliced from 2 exons. The record is from RefSeq and is a predicted model, not a curated record.
AUGUACUUCUCCGCACCCGCUUUCAUCACCAUCCUGACAGCGGCUCUUGCCGUUGCUGCUCCUACCGCUGAGCCCCACAACAAGGUCAUCGACAAGAAGACCUAUAUCAAAGACUGCAAGAAGGACCUUGACGACAAGUGGAACCAGAAGAACGACGACUGGAAGAAGAACGAGAAGCUCUUCUACUUCGACGCCGAGUACGUCGUGAAGGCCACACCCGAACAGGUCAUCAACACCACCCAAAUUCCCGCUCCUGGCCAGCCUGGCGCUAAGGGUCUUUUCAAGUACGGCAUCAACAUUGCCGACAACACCAUCUGCUACAACAUCACCCUCUCCGGCGUUACCGGCGAGUACCGGUCUGCAGCUCUGACAUCCACACAUAUCCACGAGGCAGUCAAGGGCCGCUCAGGCCCUCCUCGUAUUGCCUUCCCCAACCCUGCUGGCCCCGAUGAGCGCCGCAUCUCUACUGGCUGCAUAACUGGGCCCUUCAAGACUGGCAUCAACGGCACAGACGGCGCUGAUACUGGCGCUGCCUUCCACGUCCGUCAAAUUGUUGCCAACCCUGCUGGCUUCUUCACCGACUCUCACACCCGCCAGUUUCUCCCUGGUGCUGUCCGUGGCCAGCUCGCAUAA